Messenger RNA from Lytechinus pictus (painted urchin), 2930 nucleotides. RefSeq names its product negative elongation factor E-like. Gene Ontology annotation, cellular component: NELF complex. The transcript is spliced from 8 exons. The coding region runs from base 81 to 998 and encodes 305 amino acids. NCBI's taxonomy places the organism in Eukaryota, Metazoa, Echinodermata, Echinoidea, Temnopleuroida, Toxopneustidae. The record is from RefSeq and is a predicted model, not a curated record. Gene Ontology annotation, biological process: negative regulation of transcription elongation by RNA polymerase II. Gene Ontology annotation, molecular function: RNA binding.
AUACAAGGACAAGUUAGUACGCCGUGCAAGUAGUCGGUAACUUCAGCUGUAUCGUCAUCAUAGACCUUCAUCUCCGGCGAAUGGUUGUAAAUCACCAAUUUAUUACAGGAUUUUUCAGGAUUUUCCAUCUUCAUAUUAUAUGCGUACUCUAUUUUACUAUGGGUUACUCUAAUAAACUUACAGAAGAAGAGGAAAUGCUCCAGAAAAAGUUCGCAAAACUAAGGAAGAAGAAAAAGCUGAUUCAGCAACUAAGACAGAGCAAAUCACAUCCUCAAACCCCAACAACUCCUCAACCGAAAGCUGCAAAAAGACCUGCUGAAACAAGUCAAGAAGAUGCAAGAGAACUUGCAAAGAAGGUUCUAGCUGCUCAGCAAUCCAAGUUGUCCAGGCCUGAAAACAAAGAGAAAGGUUUCAAGAGGUCCCGCAACUUAGAAAGACAUCGUCGAGAUCCUGACAAGCCUCCCAGUGCUGCACCUUCUUAUAAACCAUUUGAUGAUGCUAAAUCUGGUCUGCGGGGUCCCGGAGAGCGGUCCUCAUCACCAGGCGUCGACUCUCCUAAGAAGGGUCUCUAUGACAGCUUUGUGAGUAGCGGAACUCUUGAUGAUGAGAAACGUGGAUUCCAUCAAGACUCUUUUGGUGGUAGAAAGCGAGGACACACAAUCUUUGUCUCGGCACAAGAAAUCAGUCAGGAACUGUGUAAGCAAGCCUUCAGCAAGUUUGGUACAAUGGCAAACCUGGCCUUGGAACCAGAAAGAAGGCGUGCCUUCAUCACAUUUGACACCGUGGAAGCAGCAGACAAGGCCUGUGAAGAGAUGAAUGGAAACAUGGUGAACGGGAUGACCCUGAGGGUGAAUUUUGCAAGGAAACAACCUGCUCUAGAGGCAGUCCAGAACAAUACCAACUCACCUUGGACCAAGAUAGCUGGCGGCAUUACCAAGACCAGACCAAAGGAUAGUAGAGAGGUGGUUGUUUAUGAUAAUGAUGACCCGUUCGCAUAGAAGAUUGUCACUGAGCAGUGAUUUGUGCCGAUAAUGUUGACCCAUUCACAUUGAAGAGACCAGACCGAAUGAUAGUAGAGAGGUGGUCGUAUACCACGAUAAUGAUGACCCGUUCGCAAAGAAAAGAUAAUCACUGAGCAGUGAUUUGUGCCGAUAAUGUUGACCCAUUCGCAUUGAAGAGACUAGACCGAAGGAUAGUAGAGAGGUGGUUGUAUAUGAUAAUGAUGACCCAUUCGCAUAGAAAAGAUUAUCAUUGAGCAGUGAUUCGUGCUGAUGAUGUUGACCCAUUCGCAUGGAAGAGACCAGAUGAAAGGAUAGUAGAGAGUUGGUUGUAUACCACAAUAAUGAUGACCCAUUCGCAUUGAAAAGAUCAUCACUGAGGAACCAGUAUGCUGUCACAUGAAUAACUGAGAGGUAGUAUGCGGCAGUUCUCCAAAGAAAGACAAUCACUGAUGUGUUGAAAGUAAUGGUGCCUGUGACGAUAUGUGUUAACACAGCUUAGCAGAGCUCACCUACAGUAAAGUGGAGAUUUGUAUGUGAGAGACUAUGAUGAUGAUUUAAAAUCUCUUGUAUACUGCAGUUGUUUCUGUGAAUGUUUAGUUUAACACAGCUUAGUAGAAUCACCUAUAAGGGAUGACUCGAAGGAAAUGUUCGAUGUAAGGGACGAUGACGGUAAAGGUAUAAAAAUACUUGUCUCUGACAAUAUCAGUGGUGAUCUCUUACCAUGUGAAGUCUGAUCUCGACAUUGUCAAAGUAAGAGGAAAUUGCAUUAUGAUAGUGAGUGAAAGCAUGAAAGAUCAGUGAUGACUCAUUUUCGUUUAAAUGCUUGUUCCUUCAUUCUGAAAUUGUAAAAAAGAUUGCAACAUGUGUUAAUGGUAGUGAUAACACUUUGACAUCUAGGAAAGAUUGAUGCUUAAAAGUACUCCAAAACAGAGAAGGAAUUCCAUAUUUAAACAUGAUGACAGAUUCGCAUUGGAAACCACUGUGUUGAAUGUGGUCAGGGUAUGUGUUACGAUUCACAUGAUGGUAUCAGGUGCAUGUGGGUGCCACAUAUAUUACAAAAUGAACACCAUGCCCAAAUUUGCCACUGAACCUUGUCCUGCAUAACAUGUUUCUUUGUCAUUCUUUCCAACCAGGUGGGUGUUUCAUAAAGCCGUUUGUAAGUUAAGAGCCACUUUAUGAACGACUGGUGAUCCUUUCUUAUGCGCUAAACUAUCGUCAAUGAACAUUUUUUUGGUGUAUACCACUUACCACAAGAAAGGACCACCAGUCGUUCUUAAAGUCGCUCUUAACUUACAAACAGCUUUAUGAAACAGCCCCCUGGUAGGUGUUUCAUAAAGCUUUUCGUAAGUUAACAGUGACUUUACGAGCGACUGGAGACCCUCUUUUAUGAACUACAUCAACACCAAUUAAAAGCUGGUGUGUAUCAUUUACCAGAAGAAAGAAUCACCAGUCAUUCGUAAAGUAAUUUGUGGAGUCACUCAGAACUCACCAAAAGCUUUGUUAAACUCCCAAGUGGUAUUGAAUACAUGUAGGUAAUGAAAACUGACAACAUUGCUAUUACUGUUUGAAAUCUAAAAUUCCUUAAACACACCAGGUGGGUGUUUGAUAAAGCUGUUUAUGAACGACGGGUCAUCCUUUCUUGGGGUAAAUGAUACACGCCAGAUUUCUAUUGAAGUUGAUUUAGUUCCUAAAAAAGGAUCACCAAUCUUGUUGUCCCUUGUAACUUCAGCUUUAUGCAAUACCCAUGGAGACUAAAUGUUUGGUGGUUUGUAAACUUCUUUAAUGUAAUUACUUCCAUGGUAUCAACCUCAAAAGAUCUUGAUGAUAUUGCAAAUGUUACGUCAGUGUUAGAAAAAAUCUGUGUGAUUGUUGUAAAAUUGUAUGUUGUAUUCUGUAAAGAAUAAAGUGUAGAAUGUAUUCCUUGUGAAA